Molecule: messenger RNA, 312 nt
Organism: Prorocentrum cordatum
Lineage: Eukaryota; Dinophyceae; Prorocentrales; Prorocentraceae
Source: the annotation of a GenBank genome assembly
GGCCCCAUGUUUGAACCGCCGAUGAGCGCGGACGAGGGCGCAAGAUGGUUCGUGUUCAAGGUCGACGCGAGCCUGGACUGGCGCGCCGCCCUGGACGGCGGCCGGCUGAAGCUGGGUGCUGACGGUCCAGAGUUGCUGCGCGCGGGCGAGGUCGAAGACGGGGGCACCCUCGUGGCGGCCGCAGACGCCGCGGUGUGGCCGCAGAUGGUGCCGCUGCGGCCGCGCGAGGGCGGCGGGCACAAGCUGCGUGCCGCGGGCGGCGGACCGCCCCAAGUGGUCAGGAUCUUCAAACAUCAGGGACGAAGCAGAUGA